Molecule: messenger RNA, 2844 nt
Organism: Carassius carassius (crucian carp)
Lineage: Eukaryota; Metazoa; Chordata; Actinopteri; Cypriniformes; Cyprinidae
Product: anoctamin-9
Exons: 24
Coding region: 245-2683 (812 amino acids)
Biological process (GO): chloride transmembrane transport
Cellular component (GO): plasma membrane
Molecular function (GO): protein dimerization activity; chloride channel activity
Source: RefSeq, a predicted model, not a curated record
UCAUCAGACGUAAGCGCGCGCCUUUUAUGACAUCACGAGUAAUCCGGCGACAUUCCACAGCGUCAGUGUCAAGUGAAGCAAACAAUAGCUGUUCAGUUCCCUGUCGCUGCACGGAAGUCUAUCUGAGUUUCAGAUGACUCUUUUGUGCGAACCCUGUGGCUUGUGAUGGCGAAUGAUGAAAGACUGAUCUAAGCUGACAAGUGGCUGCGAUCUCGUGUCACACACCUGGACUGAUCUGGAGAGGAUGGCGCGAAAGAUUGGCCACCGGAGGCAGGGGAGUAUUGAGCUUUUAGAAAGCAUCGGCGUGGUGAAUGAGAAUGGCUGUGGAAACCCAUCUGUGCCACCAGUGCAAACUCCUCUGACGUUCGAUUAUGUUCUGGUGGCAAAAAUCUCAGAUGAUGAGAACAGCCAGUUGGUCGGAAAAGAGAAAGCUUUCAUUGAAACUUUAGAGAAGAAAUUAAAUGUAUAUAAAUUCAGAAAUGAUGAUGAUGACAAGGUGUUUUAUUGCAUCAGAGCACCAGAAAAGAUUUUUGAGACAUACCGGUAUCUCUUGAAAGUGUCUGACGCCUGUAACUGGAGCUGUGAGCAGCAGGGUACUAUACCUCAGUCAACCAGGAUUCGUAUAGUUGAUUUCAUUCUGCAUCACACACACAUUGAUUCAGAGGAGGGUGUUUCAGAAUAUCUGCCAGAUCUCAUGAAAAAAAAUGUUUUUGAGACUCACUUUUGUUUACAUGAGAAAAAGGAGCAGAAAGACCUGAAGCAGAGCUGGGCUCGAUGGUCUGCUUGUUUCAGAGGGCAACCCAUCACUAACGUCAGAAACUACCUUGGUGAGAAGGUGGCUCUGUAUUUCCUGUGGCUGGGUUGGUACACAUUUCUCUUGAUUCCUGCUUCUCUAAUUGGUGUGGUAGUCUUCCUGUAUGGUCUGGCCUUUUACAACACAAGUCCUCUCAUAAAGGAGGUGUGCCAGUCAAACGUAAUUAUGUGCCCUCUGUGCGAUAAUACAUGCAAAGUUUGGGAGCUUUCUGACACCUGCAUGUAUGCAAAGGUGAGCCUUCUGUUUGAUAAUGAGGGAACAGUAGCUUUCGCCAUGUUCAUGGCAGUGUGGGCCACUGUGUUUCUGGAGUUCUGGAAGCGCCACAGAUCAUCGUACGUGUGUGCAUGGAAGGUCUUUGACUGGUGUGAAGAAGAGGAGGAGCUGAUUCUGGAGAUUGUAAAUAAUGCACACUGUAAGCCCAAGAUGCCCAGGCACUCUUAUCUGCGCUCCACUAUAGUACUAGUUUUAGUCACACUCAUGUUGCUGGUCAUCAUUGGUCUGACUCAUGUCCUGGUUGUGAGUCGAGUGAUCGCUACUGUGCUGCUGGCCGAAAACAGUAGUUGGCAGGUCAUUACUGACAAUUCACAAACAGUUGGUGUGAUGCUCGGAGCCGUGCUUCACUACAUCACCAUCACCGUCAUGACUCGGGUCAACUGUAUAGUGGCCAUGAAGCUGAGUGAAAUAGAGAAUAAGCACUCCAAUGCUGCGGUUGAAAGGAGUUUCACAGUCAAGAUGUUCAUAUUCCAGUUCUUUACCAUGUUCUCCUCUCUCAUAUACACAGCUUUCUUUCUGGGAAGGAUCAAUGGUCACCCUGGAGGAUAUGUGAGGAUAUCUGGCAAAUGGAGACUGGAGGAGUGUCACCCAAGUGGCUGUCUCACAGAUUUGUUCAUUCAGAUGUCUAUAAUCAUGGUACUUAAACAGACCUUCAACAAUAUCUUUGAAUAUUCUGGUCCUUGGUUUAGUCGGUGGUUGAAGAGGAAGAAGGCCCAGAAGUUUAGGAGAAAGUGUGCCAGAUGCUUUAAGAAGGAGGAAGGAUCCGAACUCUGUGAGAUCUGCAAACUCGAAGACCUCCACAGAAACUACAGCCUGAUUAAAACGGACUGCUUCAGCCUCUUUAAUGAGUUCUUGGAAAUGGUGAUCCAGUUCAGUUUUACUACUAUCUUUGUAGCAGCAUUUCCUUUGGCACCUUUGCUGGCUCUUCUAAACAACAUAAUUGAGAUCCGAUUGGAUGCCAUUAAGAUGGUCAGCCUUGAGCGCAGACUAGUGCCAACGAAGGCCAAUGAUAUUGGUGUUUGGACAGAUGUGCUUGAGGCGAUUGGUGUGCUUGCAGUCAUUGCUAAUGGACUGGUCAUUGGUAUAUCCUCUGAUUUCAUUCCUCGACUGGUUUACCAGUACUUCUAUGGGCCUUGUGCCAGCGACAGUGCUACUGGCAUCGAUUGUAUGGUUGGAUACAUAAACAACACUCUGUCCAUUGCCAAUAUAAGUGAUGAGAGAGUCAGAGGAGAUUUCAGAAGUAGACAAAUGGUCACUUACAGUGGCAUCAGUGUGACACACUGCAGCUACAGGGACUACAGAAGUACUGAAGACUUUAGUUUAACUAAUCAGUAUUGGGUCAUUCUGGCAGCACGAUUAGUCUUCAUCAUUGUGUUUGAGCAUGUAGUGGUGAUCUGUAAGUGUGUAGCGAGCUGGUUCGUCCCUACCUCACCCCUGGAUGUGAGAAAUGAAAGACUGUUUGAUAAACUCAGGAGACUUAAGGAAGAAUUGAGAGUUCAAAGAGCACAACAGGACCCUUUGACCAAACUAAACGAGAAUGGAAAUGCAAAAAGAACAUCUAAACUGAAAAAAGCAAAUAAGCUAAAUAGUAUGUGAGAGAAACUAGCUAAAACUAGAUGCCUCCUCGUAAAACUCUUGUCUUCAAUCUAGAAGCCUCUGAAUUUCGACUGUUGCUAGUCACCUUUAUUAAAAAAUGUUUUAGAUUUUAAAGGUUGGUUACAUUUUUAAUUAUGUAUUGCAUCUCACAGUUUGUAAAU